Messenger RNA from Coregonus clupeaformis (lake whitefish), 4640 nucleotides. RefSeq names its product long-chain-fatty-acid--CoA ligase 3. The coding region runs from base 400 to 2553 and encodes 717 amino acids. NCBI's taxonomy places the organism in Eukaryota, Metazoa, Chordata, Actinopteri, Salmoniformes, Salmonidae. The record is from RefSeq and is a predicted model, not a curated record. Gene Ontology annotation, biological process: neuron differentiation; long-chain fatty acid metabolic process; long-chain fatty-acyl-CoA metabolic process. The transcript is spliced from 15 exons. Gene Ontology annotation, molecular function: long-chain fatty acid-CoA ligase activity. Gene Ontology annotation, cellular component: plasma membrane; lipid droplet; endoplasmic reticulum.
ACAGCGUCCAAUAUCUUCAGACAGACGAUGCGGGAAUUCAAUUGCAAUUCGUGCAAUUGUAUACCGAAUUCAUGAAAUAAAAUAACGCAUUCCCUUUCGUCGCUGAUACACCAGGUGUUUUAUUGAAGGUGCUGCUGCCAUUGUCAUCAGAUAAACACACAAGGGCAGAAGAAGAAGGACCAGGAAAUGAAUACCUUGCCCAGUCAGUGGCAGCAGGAUUACGACCCUUCAUUCUCUCUCCAACCACUCACACCUCAGGGUUAGAGGAGCUGUCCCAGUGAUAAACUACCUGCUCAGAGCAUAUAACUUCCAACCUUUCCUUGGGUUCUAGAGUGAAGGAACCCCUCCCUCCCCCCACUCACACACACACACACACACACACACACACACACAGUCAGGAUGAAGCUGAAAGAGGAUCUGAACCCGGUGCUGCUGCUGCUCUUCCAGGUGACGGUGUGGCUGUACUCUAUCCUAGCCUUCCUCCCCUCUUACCUCUUCAGCUCUGUGUCAGAAUCAGACGCAGGCCUCGGCUCAGAACAGGAGAGGGCUCAGAGACUCAAGGCCCAGUCUGUGACGGGUCGCCCCGCGGGGCCCUACAGGGCCAUGAGCACCACCAAGAGGCUGGUGUCGUCCCUGCACCCCGGGGUAGACACACUGGAUAAGGUGUUUGAGGACGCAUCCAGAAGGUUCCCUGACAGAGACUGCCUGGGCACCAGAGAGGUGGUCAUGGAGGAGGACGAGAGACAGAGCAACGGAAAGGUCUUCAAGAAGGUGAUCUUGGGGCAGUACCGCUGGCUGUCCUAUGCUGAGACCCACAGUGCAGCAGCCCGCUUUGGCAGUGGUCUGGCAGUGCUUGGCCAGAGGGCCCACAACAAUAUUGCCAUCUUCUGUGAGACCAGGGCCGAGUGGGUCAUAGCUGCACAGGCCUGCUUCAUGCAAAACUUCCCCUUGGUCACUCUGUACUCUACCCUGGGGGGUCCGGCCAUCACUCACGGUCUGAACGAGACAGAGGUCAGUCACAUCAUCACCAGCAGAGAGCUACUGGAGACCAGACUCAAAUUCAUCCUGUUGGAGGUGCCCAGGCUGCAGCACAUCAUCGUGGUGGAUGACACGCCCACCAAGUGGCCCGGUUACCCACGAGGCAUCAGUGUCCACAACAUGGCCACUGUUCAGGAGCUGGGGACCAAGCCUGAGAAUGUGUCUCGUGGGUGUAAACAGCCCAUGCCCUCUGACAUCGCUGUCAUCAUGUACACCAGCGGCUCCACUGGCGUACCCAAGGGCGUCAUGAUCUCCCAUAGCAACAUCAUCGCUGGCAUCACUGGCAUGGCAGAAAGGAUACCCAACCUGGGUGAGAAUGACACCUACAUCGGGUACCUCCCCCUGGCCCAUGUGUUGGAGCUGAGUGCAGAGCUGGUGUGUGUGGCUCACGGCUGCAGGAUCGGAUACUCCUCCCCCCAGACACUAGCGGACCAGUCGACAAAGAUAAAAACAGGCAGUAAAGGAGACACCAGUGUUCUGCAACCUACUCUUAUGGCAGCUGUGCCGGAGAUAAUGGAUCGUAUCUAUAAGAAUGUGAUGACCAAGGUGGAGGAGAUGAGCAGUGCUCAGAGGACUCUGUUCACUCUGGCCUACAACUACAAGCUGGAGCAGCUCUCCAAAGGACGCAGCACGCCACUGUGUGACAACCUGGUCUUUAAGAAGGUGCGGUCCCUACUGGGGGGGAAGACCAGGGUGCUGCUGUCGGGCGGGGCGCCCCUCUCUGCCGCCACCCAGCGCUUCAUGAACGUGUGCUUCUGUUGCCCCGUGGGCCAGGGCUACGGCCUCACCGAGACCUGUGGAGCUGGAACCAUCAGCGAGAUGUGGGACUACAGUACAGGGCGAGUUGGUGGACCGCUCAUUUGUUCUGAAAUCAAGCUCAAGGAUUGGGUGGAGGGUGGCUACCACAGCACAGACACGCCCACCCCACGAGGCGAGAUCCUGAUUGGCGGGCCCAACGUUACCAUGGGUUACUACAAGAAUGAGGCCAAGAACCAGGACUUCUUUGUGGAUGACAAUGGCCAGCGCUGGUUCUGUACUGGAGACAUAGGAGAAGUCCAUCCUGAUGGAUGCCUCAAGAUCAUUGAUCGUAAGAAGGACCUGGUUAAGCUCCAGGCUGGAGAGUAUGUGUCUCUGGGGAAGGUGGAGGCCAUGCUGAAGAACUGCCCCCUUAUAGACAACAUCUGUGCCUACGCCAACAGCGAUGAGAUGUACGUGAUUGGCUUUGUGGUGCCCAAUCAGAAGCAUCUGCUUUCGCUAGCGGAGCAGUAUCGUAUCCGGGGCUCAUGGGAGGAGCUGUGUAACAACGCUGCCAUGGAGGAGGUGGUCCUGCAGGUCAUCACCGAGGCCGCCCUAUCAGCCCAGCUGGAGCGGUUUGAGAUCCCCCGUAAGAUCCGUCUGAGCCCUGACCCCUGGACCCCCGAGACGGGCCUGGUGACCGAAGCCUUCAAGCUCAAACGCCAGCAGCUGAAGAGCAAGUACCAGGACGACAUCGAGAGAAUGUACGGUGGGAAGUAGGACCAGACCAGACCAGAACCUCUCCAAGCACAGAGCAUCUGCCUCAAGCCGCUCAGCUCCUAGCUCCGUCCUCCUAUCCCCACCCGACCCCCAUCCCGACCCUCAUCCCGGACGAGCCCCCAGAAGCACUGAAAUUACUUGAAUCUACUUUGUUCUCCUGAGACCAAAAAGAUGGACAGAGAUAGAGAGAGAGACAGAUUGAGAGAGAUAGAGGGAGAAAAAUAUAAAUAUCAAAGAGAGGAGGCUGUGUUGUUGCAAUAUUCCCCCUCUACUGUUCCUUUAUUCGAUAAAAUGGCUUUGCUUAAAAAUUCAAAUCAAUAGACAAUAGCCUAGCCCUGAAGACUGUUGAAGAGAAGUAUUAGUUAGGUGAGAGUAAGUAAGGGGUGUUGUUGGAACACCCUAAAACAGUAUCUCCAUGUUCAUUCCACUCCUUGCCCAUGUUCAUUCCACUUCUUGCCCUCUUUGGAGAUGAUUUUCCUCCAGAUGUGAGUUAUGAGACAGGACAGGUAGGUCAUGUUCACUGUUGAGCUCAUGUCUGUCUGAGUGUUGUCGACCGUUAUUGAAGCACAAGCUCAGGUUGGUUGGAAAAGGUUCUGAUUUAACCCCAAUGCCCUUCUGUCUGAGGGUGUCAGGAAUGCUAAGCCAUGAGCCUGUAGAGAUCAAGUACCAUUAACAUUUUGGUUAAAAUCUGUAUAGAUUUUAUUUUCUCCUUUAAUUCUGCGAUUCUGUCCACGUUAGUCCACAUUGGCUGAUUCUCUGUCCAAGUUCCAAAUCCAGGGCUGCUCACUGGCUAAUUCUCAGCCCUAUUCCUGAAUCCAGGUUUUUCCAUUGCUUAUUCUCUGGUUUAUUUCAGAACCUAGUUCUGCCCGGAGACUAGUCUUACUUCCUGCAGGACAGGAUUAAACUAGCUGUUGGUGUUUAUUUUUGUUGUGUUUGGUUGAUGCUGUUUUUUCUGCUUAGUGAGGCUUUAGCACUGUGAUUUCUAUUAGAUUCCCAUCUGCCCAUCUGAUCCUACAAGCACGAAGUCAACAGGAGGUUCAGAGAGACUAAGAUAAGAUAAUGACUUUAUUAUCCCCAUGGGGAAAUGUGGGUUUCAGCUAGGGCAGUGAAAUGUUGUCUCUGCCCCUAGAAGAAAAACUGAACAUUUGGAGGUGAGUGUAUUUCUUUCAGAACUCUUCCCUUGACGUUUCUAUCAUUCAUAUUAUUGUUAUUAUUUAUGAUAAUGCCAAUUAAUAAUACUCUUGUCAUGAACUCAUAAUGUUUGUAAGAAAGAUGUAGAUUGGUGAAUACCAUUUUGUGGUAGAAAACAUAUUCGUACUCUGUUAUAGGUGUGCACUUACAUGAACCACACAUUCACGUGCUAAUGUAAGAGCUGUCGUUCUAGAAUCACUGUCAUGCUUGAAGUGAACAGUGUGCAAUAUGAUAAUAUAACAUUUGGACCAAACUAGGGUAGGAUUACUUGGCCGAUGGCAAGAAGAGAUGCACACAAAACACUCACACAAAACAGUUCCGUACAAGAAUUUUGAUAAUUUAGUUAAGAGCACAGCUUCAGCAUUUAUGUGUGUGUGUGUGCGUGCGCAUGCAUGCGGUGUUCUCGCACUUGAAAAGGCCAUUCCUUGUAUGUUGUUGUAUGUGAUACACCACAGCAAAAGAUGGCCUUGAGCUUUCCUAAAUGGUCCAAACAUGGCUCUGUAGAACAUCAUUCCACACAUGACACAUGUUGCCUUUUCUUGGGAUUUCAAGUGGAUAACUACGCAUAGGAAAUAUUUUAAUAACAAUGCUGUACACAGUGAUGUAAGAUAUCGUUUCUUGACAUUAUGUGUUACUGUAACCCAGAAUAACAUGCCUUUCUGAUGUUUUCCUGUAUACUAUACAUACAGUAUAUGAGGGGCAGUGAUCACUGGAGAAGGAAUUAUUAUAGCCUCUAUUUUAAAUCUAUUGUAGCUUUAUAAUAUAUACCUGUUUUGUUACUCCUCUCCCAUUUGUCCGGGGAAUCUGCCUUGUAACAUAAGUGCAUCAAUUGUAUUUAUUUGUAAUUUGCCUGGGAAAUUAUUACAUGAAGAAGUAAAUAAAGAUUGUGUUUGGUC